This is a messenger RNA of Cladocopium goreaui, 692 nucleotides long. Lineage: Eukaryota; Dinophyceae; Suessiales; Symbiodiniaceae. The record is from the annotation of a GenBank genome assembly.
AGGCGCCAGGUUCCGUGGUUCGCGAAACCGCGGUAGUUUGCGAACCCGCGCGGGGUCGCCGCUUCCGCCGGAGCAGCUCUACACUGGUGGCGGCGGAACACCUCAUUGAGGCUUCUGUGCUGAAAUGGAAGUCACACGACCGUCGGGUGGUGGCUGUGGUGCUUUUGGCCAUGACUCUGCUGGCGCUCCUUCUGGGCUUGAUGGCCUUCCUACUGGGCCGAGCAGGCGUUGAGGAUGGAGUCAGCAAGGCCUUCCGUGGUCCCGAAGACGGCCUGAGGAAAACCACCCAUGCAGCUCAAGCGGUGGGUCAUCUCAUCGUCAAAUCUGUGAGGACGCUGGUGGGUAGACCUGCCAAGCUACUCCUGGCUCUGGUGCUGCAGUGCGGCAAAGCGCUGGCAUCUGUGGGGCACGUUGUGGUCCUACCGGCGUGGCCCAUCAUCAAAACAUUGAAGCUCAUCGCUUCCGUCGUGGCCAAAGGUGUCACAGGAGCUGUCUCCUGGUUGGCGGCUGCUGCCAAUGCCGCUGCUGCGGCGGCGCAAGCGGCGCAAGCGGCGCAAGCGGCGCAAGCGGCGCAAGGGGCGCAGGGACAGGUAGAGCCUGAUGUGCAAAAGGAUGUGUCCGAAACUGAGAGGUCUCGGGACAAGCGAGGGAAUGGCUUCAGGCCGGCUAUGUCCAUCAGGGUGGACCUAUGA